Bactrocera tryoni is the source of this 2248-nucleotide messenger RNA. Its product is annotated as odorant receptor 33b-like. The coding region runs from base 1 to 2160 and encodes 719 amino acids. Lineage: Eukaryota; Metazoa; Arthropoda; Insecta; Diptera; Tephritidae. The transcript is spliced from 5 exons. Gene Ontology annotation, molecular function: olfactory receptor activity; odorant binding. Gene Ontology annotation, biological process: detection of chemical stimulus involved in sensory perception of smell; sensory perception of smell. The record is from RefSeq and is a predicted model, not a curated record. Gene Ontology annotation, cellular component: plasma membrane.
AUGGACUCAAAAAUCGACACGGUGAAUAUUUUCAAGAGAUUGUUCUUUUACUGGAAAAUUUUGGGCUUAAAAACCAAUUAUAAUAAGUAUUUGAUCGGUCUCCAUGAUAUUUUUGUGAACAUUUUCGCGACGUUUGCCUUUCCGCUUCACCUGCUUUUGGGCGUGAUUUUCGCCAGCGACAAGGAAACCGUUUUCACCAAUCUCGCUAUCGGUAUUUCCUCGAUUGCCUGCACAGCCAAGCACUUAACGCUUCGUCCGCAACUCAGCCAGAUAAUCUUUGUUAACAAAAUUCUACAGAAUCUGGAUCAGCGGGUGCAAAAUGAAGAGGAUACGAGUUACUACUUGAAAAAUAUGCGUGGGAGGUGCAGUUUCAUGAUUAAUUUCUUUACUGUCUCCUACUUUUCGGUAUCGUGUAUGGCAGUGCUGACUGCUCUUUCUACUACCAAUAUAUUAUAUCCAGGUUAUGUGAUUGUCGAUUGGCAAAAUUCGAUAUGGAAGUACUUGGCGGUAUUGGUCUUUCAAACAUACGGGCUGAAAAUGCAAAUCGUGCAGAAUCUCACCAACGAUGUUUAUGGACCUAUGAUUCUUUGCAUGCUUUCGGGCCAUAUUCAUUUGCUCUCCAGACGUAUUUCACGCAUUGGACACGAGCACGAAACCGAAGGCCAUAAAAACUAUGAAGAGCUAGUGCUCUGUAUAGACGAGUAUAAAGUAUUGAUGAAACAAGUGGAACGGAUGAUCUCCCCCAGCUACAUGGUACAGUUUACAGCUGUUGGCAUUAACGUCGUGAUCGGUCUCUUAUAUUUACUUUUCUUCGCCGACAGUCUCUUUGCUUACAGCUAUUAUAUUUUCCAUAUUUUGGCCAUUAUGAUCGAGAUUUUUCCCUGCUGCUACUAUGGCAGCAUGGUUCAGUUGGAAUUCUAUGCGCUGUCUUACGCCAUAUUCCGCAGUAAUUGGACAUCACAGUCUCGCACUUUUCGUCGUGCUGCUGUUACGUUGACGGAACUUACUCUGCGAGAUGUCAUUGUAUCGGCGGGUGGCAUGAUAACACUUGAUUUGGACUCGUUCUUCAAGACCUGCAAAAUGGGGUACUCAAUAUUCACUGGUAAACACACCAGAUAUCUGCGCAUCGUCUAUGACCUUUGGGUAAACCUCGUUGUCACUUUUGGCUUUACGGGCCAUGUGAUAUUGGGAUUCUUCUUAAGCACCAAUAAGGAUGAAUUCUUCAACAGCCUGGUCAUCAGUGUGGCAUGCAUUAAUAGCGUCAUGAAACAUUACAUUCUACGCUAUUUUAAGCAAGAAAUAUGGGAUCUGAAUGAAAUCAUUUCACAGCUCGACGAUCGCGUCCGCAUCAAGGAAGAUUACGAUUACUACAAGCGUUAUAUAGAGCGACCCUGCAAAUUUAUGAUGCGUUUCUUCUUUAGCUCCUACUCUGCGGUUAGCUUAACAGCUUUAAUGAAUGGCUUAGCCACCGGAGAUCUGCUCUAUCCUGGCUAUUUGCCACUACCAUGGCGCACGUCGGGUUCAGCAUAUGCAGCUUGUGUCAUCUACCAGUUCUAUGGCGUCUCCAUGGAAAUUGUGAAGAAUUUAGGAAACGAUUUAUAUGGACCGCUGAUAUAUUGUUUGCUUUCCGGGCAUGUGCAUUUAUUGGCAAAUCGGGUUUCACGCGUUGCUCACAAUAAUCCGGAGAAUGUGGAGAACAACUAUAGAGAAUUAUGCGAGUGCAUUGAAGAUCACAAAAUGUUGAUGAACAUCAAAACCAAAGUGGAGCGCAUCAACUCGGGCGUUUGUAUGGUACAAUUUUUUGGCGUUGGCGUCAGCCUGUGCAUUGGUCUCAUUUAUUUGCUGUUCUUCGCCGAUAACUUGUUCGCCUACAUUUACUACUCGGUUCAUUCAAUGGCCAUCAUGACCGAGCUAUUCCCGUGUUGCUACUUCGGCAACAUGUUGGAGUGUGAAUAUUACGAUUUAUCUUAUGCAAUUUUCAGGAGCAACUGGACGACGCAGCCACGUGCAUUCAGACGCAAUGUAGUGAAUUUCACAGAGCUGACACUGAAGGAGGUCAACAUGUAUGCCGGCGGCAUGUUUCGUAUAAAUCUCGACACAUUCUUCGCUACAUGCAAGAUGGGAUACUCUUUCUUCACCGUUGUACAGAGCAUGAAGUGAAAGAAAUCGGAAAGUGGAUUAAAACUUAUGAACGCCAAGUCUUUUCUUGUAGUUUUUUGUGCUGAAAACAAUAAAAUUGAGCAACUUU